Molecule: messenger RNA, 2912 nt
Organism: Vitis riparia (riverbank grape)
Lineage: Eukaryota; Viridiplantae; Streptophyta; Magnoliopsida; Vitales; Vitaceae
Product: protein NPG1-like
Exons: 6
Coding region: 313-2421 (702 amino acids)
Molecular function (GO): protein binding
Source: RefSeq, a predicted model, not a curated record
UGGAAUUCUAUUACGACCUAACCAAAACCCAAAUGGACCGAGCAGAGAGUAGUGGGGAAAGUCAAUUUCUCAAUUUCUCAAUUUCUCAACUGCAAGUCUUGCACUACAACUCCCUACGCCUUACUACUACCAUAAAGAAUAUGAGCAUUUAAUGUCCCACAAAAAUAACAGCUGUUUCAUCGCGGGUUUACAAAUCACCCCAUUUCCCACUUUUCUUCUCCAAAUCUCACAAUUCUUGUGGAAACCCUUGGCAUUAAAUUGAGGUUUUGGGAGCGGAAUUGAAAUUUAUGAAGAAAGCUGGUGGGUGCAGAGAUGGUGCAGAUGCUGAGGAGUCGAUCGACUACAGAUUCCGAAGGGGAACUGAGUGUUGGUGAGGUUCGCGUAAAUGGGCUUUGUAUGAAAACUACUGAAGUCGAGGCCAAACUCGACGAGGGAAAUAUUGAAGAGGCUGAAUCUUCACUAAGGGAGGGGCUAUCACUCAAUUUUGAGGAAGCAAGAGCUCUUCUUGGGAGGUUGGAGUAUCAAAGAGGCAAUGUGGAAGGCGCUCUUCGUGUUUUUGAUGGUAUUGAUCUUCAAGCUGCUAUACAGCGGUUGCAACCUUCUUUUUCUGAAAGGUUACAUCCUAGGAAGGGACGCUCUCGCAUUGAAUCACUUAUCACAGUCUCACAGCAUGCCGCUGGCCUAGUGCUGGAAGCAAUAUACUUGAAGGCCAAGUCUCUUCAAAAGCUUGGACGGUUAACUGAGGCUGCUCAUGAAUGUAAAAGUGUGCUUGAUGCUGUGGAGAGGAUAUUCCAUCAUGGCAUACCCAAUGUGCAAGUGGACAGUAAGUUGCAAGAGACAGUAAGCCAAGCUGUAGAGCUGUUUCCAGAGCUUUGGAAGCAGGCUGGUUGCUAUCAUGAAGCGAUGUCUGCUUAUAGACGUGCACUGCUAAGUCAAUGGAAUCUUGAUAACGACUGCUGUGCAAGGAUUCAAAAAGGGUUUGCAGUGUUCUUGCUCUACAGUGGAGUAGAGGCUGCACCACCCAGUUUAGCUGUUCAGAUGGAUGGUUCAUAUGUGCCAAGAAAUAAUCUGGAGGAGGCAAUCCUACUUUUGAUGAUUCUUAUGAAAAAAAUUUACCUUGGUAAGACCAAAUGGGAUCCAUCAGUUAUGGAGCACCUUACAUUUGCACUCUCUCUGUGCAGCCAAACCUCUGUUUUAGCAAAGCAACUUGAGGAGGUCAUGCCUGGGGUAUUUCAUCGUGUUGACCGCUGGAUAACAUUGGCUCUUUGUUACAGUGGAGCUGGACAAAAUAGUACUUCCCUGAAUCUGUUAAGGAAGUCCCUACACAAACAUGAAAGACCAGAUGACCUCAUGGCAUUGUUAUUGGCUGCCAAGAUUUGCAGUGAGGAUUCCCUUCUUGCAGCUGAAGGAGUGGGUUAUGCUCAGAGAGCAAUCAGUAAUACUCAGGGAACAGAUCACCAUUUUAAGGGUGUGGGUCUUCGCAUGUUGGGUCUUUGUCUAGCAAAACAGUCAAAAGCUUCUUUAUCAGAUGCUGAGAGGGCCCGUCUUCAGUCUGAAGCAUUGAAGAAAUUGAAUGAGGCAGUUCCUUUUGAGCGUGACAAUUUAGAUUUGAUUUUUGAGUUGGGAGUUCAAUAUGCAGAGCACCGGAAUUUGAAUGUUGCCUUGCGUUAUGCAAAGCGGUUCAUUGAUGCAACAGGUGGGUCCAUAUCGAAAGGUUGGAGAUUGCUUGUUAUGAUUUUGUCUGCUCAACAAAGAUUUUCAGAGGCUGAAGCAGUAACUGAUGCUGCUUUGAAUGUGACUACAAAAUGGGAGCAAGGACCACUACUUAGACUGAAAGCAAAAUUGAAGAUCUCUGAGUCAUUACCCAUGGAUGCUAUUGAAACUUUUUGUUCCCUCCUUGCAUUGGCUCAAGCCCAAAGGAAAUCGCUUGGUCCUCGCCCAAGUGUUCAUCAGGUUGAUGAUGAUAGAGUCAAUGAAUUUGAAGUCUGGUAUGGCGUUGCGACUUUAUACUCAAGCCUUUCACAUUGGAGGGAUGCAGAGAUAUGCUUGGGAAAAGCUAGAGAGUUGAAAGAAUACUCAGUGGAAUUACUGCAUGCAGAAGGUGUUAAGUUUGAAGGUCAUGGACAAAUCCAAGAAGCUUUGGCUGCUUAUAUCAAUGCCCUUUUACUAGAUCCGGGUUAUGUGCCUUGCAAGAUCUUGAUUGGUGCUCUGUUGUUGAAGAAGGGCUCGAAGGCAUUUCCUGUUGUGAGAAGCCUACUUUCAGAUGCAUUGAGGAUAGAGCCUACCAACCGAAUGGCUUGGUAUUACCUGGGAAUGGCUCACAGAGACGAUGGACGAAUAGCUGAUGCUAUAGACUGCUUCCAAGCAGCCUCCAUUCUUGAAGAAUCCGAUCCCAUUGAAAGCUUCAGCUCCAUUCUUUGACUAAUCAUCAUCUUCCAAAUACCGUUGUCUAUCCAUCACCAAAAUAGCAGGCAUACUCGGAGAGCUAAUGUACUGAAGGGUUUCAAAAUUGUGUUCCAUUUGCUAUUUUCUUAAAAUAUAUAGUUAGUUCAUCUGUCACGUAUCCAUCUGAUCAUCAUAAGGAUGGACCAAAGAAAUGAUAGCAGAACUGAGUUACUGGUUUUGAGAUUUAGAAAAAUAAGAAGAAAAGAAUGAAAGGGGAGUCUUAUUCAUCCGAUUUGAUUGUAGAAUGCUUGAGUCAUAGAGGCUUAGACUGGUGGAAGUCUGUAAAUGUACCCAUUGUUCUGGUUAUCUUGCUGCUGUUUUAGUUUAUAUCAUUUUCAACUGAGCAUUACAGUUGAAACUUAAGAGUAUUGUUUAUGUUCUUUCAGAUGUAUCAAUGGAAUACAGCUUUACUUGAUUUCCUUGUAUAAAAGGCACCAUUUCCUAUAUCAUAAAGUUCCCUUCCUUUC